Molecule: messenger RNA, 974 nt
Organism: Erpetoichthys calabaricus (reedfish)
Lineage: Eukaryota; Metazoa; Chordata; Cladistia; Polypteriformes; Polypteridae
Gene: rnf11b
Product: ring finger protein 11b
Exons: 3
Coding region: 418-882 (154 amino acids)
Source: RefSeq, a predicted model, not a curated record
GACGAGAAGAGAAAGUUUGCAGCAGCACCUUUGUGACGUCAUUGUUCUCGCAGACGAUGACGCCGAGCUUCGCUUCACUUUGCAGGCGGACCCCGGCGGCUCGUCCAAGUUCUCUGCUCGCAGCCUACUUCGCACCUUUAAACUAGCACAAGGGAGGUCACGGACCGCAGCAGGCGGGUGUGCCGCCGCCGGAUUGAGCUCGUCUGGGACUCUGCCUUCUAUUCCAUCCUUUCUUUUUUUUUCGUUGGGCAAUGUAAGGAAGGAAGGGCGCCCUUUCAGUUUCCAUUCCCUCAGCAGGUAACACGACAGGCAGCCGACGGAGAAACAAAGAAGCGGCACUCCGAGUCGGGAGGAAAAAGAGAGGCCGUUAGACAAAAAAGAGCGAAGAGGCGAGGCGGCGCGGCUGAGAGCAAGGACAUGGGGAACUGCCUGUCGUCGCAGACCUCGGACGACAUCUCCCUGCUGCACGAGUCUCAGUCGGACAGGGCGAGCUAUGGAGACGGGACGGACCCGUACAACGAGCCACCGCCGCCAUAUCAGGAGCAAGGACAGGUUCCAGUCUACCAUCCAACACCCAGCCAGACCCGCCUUGCCACCCAGCUGACGGAAGAGGAGCAAGUAAGGAUCGCCCAGCGUAUCGGCCUCAUCCAGCACCUCCCCAAAGGCGUGUACGGCCCCGGCCGGGACGACUCAGAGAAGAAGAUACGAGAGUGUGUCAUCUGCAUGAUGGACUUUGUUUAUGGCGACCCCAUCCGGUUCCUGCCCUGCAUGCACACGUACCACCUGGACUGUAUAGACGACUGGCUCAUGCGAUCCUUCACCUGCCCUUCCUGCAUGGAGCCCGUUGAUGCUGCCUUGUUGUCAUCCUAUGAGACCAAUUGAUGUGCCCAGCGCAACACUAACUGACCCCCCCGUCAAACCCCAUCACCACCUUCUUCCCAAAACCCCCCUCUUCUCUCCCCCCCCCCCCCCCC